UCCCCAGCACCGAUCCCCCGCGACGGAUAAUACGACACAGAACAAUCCAAUAUCCAGGGCCGUCCCAAUUCCAUCUGCAGAGCCCCUACAUCAACAUUAUCGGACAACGCGCGCACCCCUCGGCACAGUACACUCGAGUCUACACACCAAAUACUCGCCCAGCCGACAAUCAAGCCCAUACACAUACAAAAAGAACACCUCCAAAACAUGGCGCAAGCCAACCCUUCCGUCUCGAGCGAAACCUCGCCCCCCUAUGUCGACCCCACCUUCUCGCUGGUCAACACAUCAUGCCUAGACCUCCUCCUCAUCGAACUGGUCCCCAUGGCCUACCGCAUAACCGCCGACCUGGCCGCACGAGAAGAAGAAUGGAUCCACGGCGCUGCCAGCGCAGCCUCACCUAGCGCGCGACCUAAACAGCUAGCUGGCUCCCCCGGUAACGACGCCGCGAGCACAGUAGCCGCGCGGACAGAAGGCGGAGGCCACGUCGGUGUCGCGGGGACCGUGGACGAGGAGGAGAGUAGAGAAGCUGUGUUUCACCGGUUAGAAGCACUGGGGUAUAGAGUUGGUCUUGGGGUUGUGGAACGUUUCUCCCGCGACGCCCCCCGCCCCACCACCCCUCUCGAUUGCAUCAAAUUCCUCUGCAAAGACCUCUGGACCCUCCUCUUCCGCAAGCAAAUCGAUAACCUGAAAACGAACCACCGCGGCAUCUACGUCCUUACCGAUAACACCUUCAAGCCCCUCGGCCGCAUGUCGUUUGACACGAAGAAAUACGAUGCGAGCAUGCAGGCGGCGCUCGUGGCGCAGACGGGGGACCCCGCGUUGGGGAGGGAAGCGAAUUCGCAGGCGAGGGUCCAGCCGUUUCUUUAUUUUCCCGCGGGCUUGAUUAGGGGGUGUCUGGCUGCGCUGGGGAUUCAGGCCAGUGUUACGGCAGAGAGUGUGGCGUUGCCGGGGGCUACGUUUCAGAUUCGGACGGUGGGGGCGAAGAGUUGAAGAUGUUUGAGAUGUUAGGGCUAUGUCUUUAGUUCAUGAUUGUAUAGUGGUUUUAGCGGCAUUCACUGGCGUUUUUUUUGCAAGAAUGAAUGAUGAAGAUGGGGUAUGAGUAUGGUUGCAUGAGAAUGUGUACAUAUAUGGAUAUCCGAAUAUAUAUGUUUAUCAUCACUUUCGUUUUUUUGUAGCGGCA
Messenger RNA from Bipolaris sorokiniana ND90Pr, 1180 nucleotides. RefSeq lists its product as uncharacterized. Gene Ontology annotation, biological process: regulation of GTPase activity; endoplasmic reticulum to Golgi vesicle-mediated transport. The record is from RefSeq and is a predicted model, not a curated record. The coding region runs from base 208 to 990 and encodes 260 amino acids. Lineage: Eukaryota; Fungi; Ascomycota; Dothideomycetes; Pleosporales; Pleosporaceae. Gene Ontology annotation, cellular component: TRAPP complex; trans-Golgi network; cis-Golgi network. The transcript is spliced from 2 exons.